This is a messenger RNA of Trematosphaeria pertusa, 868 nucleotides long. RefSeq lists its product as uncharacterized. The coding region runs from base 126 to 776 and encodes 216 amino acids. The record is from RefSeq and is a predicted model, not a curated record. Lineage: Eukaryota; Fungi; Ascomycota; Dothideomycetes; Pleosporales; Trematosphaeriaceae. The transcript has a single exon.
CCGCUCGCCGGCGGUGUGUAUGGUGCUGGAAGCAAGCGCCGCCGAACGAACCAAGGGAGGGUGACGCAGAACCCGAUUGCGAGCUAUGGUAUCCUCGAUCCUCGGUGUUACCAACGGAGCGUGCCAUGGCAGAUGUCUUCUUCGAAGGGGAGAGGAACUCAUCGGCUCCGUCUUCACGACAGUCUGCGGCUCCGACACUUCAGCAUGAUCCAUCCCUGGUUUCUCGUCAUUUCCUGCACCAGGCUGCGAUGUAUCGACGAAAGGGGCGGCAGUGGCGGGAGGAGCCGUGCCUAGUGCGGGCUCACCGGCGUACUUGCAAUCCUUGUCAGGCCUUCGCCAGUUGCACUUCUUCCUGCUAUGCCGACAUGACAGGCAUGGCCAUGGUCUGCCGUUACGCGAUAGCUUCGACGGAAGAUCGAGUGAGAGCGCUGCCCGUACAUUUGUCUGCUGCGCACGUUGAAGCUCAUCGUCGAAGUGUUUUUGGCUGUGCUAGAUGUGGUAGGAGAACAGCAUGGCUGGUACGAAGAGCAACCUUGGAAAGAGGUAACCUUGGAACCUCAUUGGUGCUAAUCCCCAGGACCGACGGGGCCAGCCACGAAACCGACGGAGCGCAACUCGGCGACCCUCUUUCGCUCAAAGCAUCCCACAUCUCAUUCCCGCUGUUCGUACAUUGUACACUCCCCACGCCUCGGCUCUUCCUUACACGAUGGAACAUCUAUACCUCCAGGGAUAUACGAACGGACAAGACCCGCAUUACGAACAGACCUACGACAUAGCAACUGGAUUCGAAUACUUCUCGCCGAAAGAAAGUAAUGGAGUUUUCAACACAGGAAUGGGCAACCGCGAACGAAGCAGUGAGGGAAGUCCA